AUGUCUAAACCACACUCACACAGUCACUCCCAUCCUGCACCUUCACUUGCUGAACACACUCCACCUCCAUGUGAUCACUCUCCGCCUCCAUACAGGCAGUCAUACCUCCGGGGUAUCCUGCCAUUCUCCCCCCAACCUAGGUUCCCACUCCCUCCAGUCCACAGCAAUGCCACCUACGACAUCCCUGAAAUUUGUGAGCCGCCACCUGAGCUAACAUGCCAUGGCUCCCUUAUCCAUUAUGAGCCCGUUGCCCGUAGCCCAAUGUUACAUGGCCAACCAGCCCUCCCAGGACAUCAAGGAUCAUCAGCUCUCCCAACCUAUCCACCUCUUAGCACCGUACCCAACAUUGUGGAGAUACAACUUUGCCGAAAGGACGGUCCCUCGGCUUUCACUCCUGGUGCAACAAGCUACUACCAGGAGAUACGGGGAGUACGACCAAGGGGUAUAAUCCAAGCUGGAACAAGGAUUGUUUGCCCAUCCUUCAAAGGCUGGGGUACAGGACCAACUGAUCGUGCACGUAUUGCAGUUCGAAUCAAAGGGAUUGUUGGUAAUCGAACGAUUGUCCAGCUCGACACUAUCCCUAGCUCAGGUGGCGUGGUUCCAGGAGCGGACACUGUCUAUGUGUACUUUUUCACACCUUAUCCGAUCUUUUCGCUCAACUCUUUAUAG
Messenger RNA from Laccaria bicolor S238N-H82, 669 nucleotides. RefSeq lists its product as uncharacterized. The transcript is spliced from 2 exons. The coding region runs from base 1 to 669 and encodes 222 amino acids. The record is from RefSeq and is a predicted model, not a curated record. NCBI's taxonomy places the organism in Eukaryota, Fungi, Basidiomycota, Agaricomycetes, Agaricales, Hydnangiaceae.